Messenger RNA from Caenorhabditis sp. 36 PRJEB53466, 1652 nucleotides. The record is from the annotation of a GenBank genome assembly. NCBI's taxonomy places the organism in Eukaryota, Metazoa, Nematoda, Chromadorea, Rhabditida, Rhabditidae.
AUGCUUGCCGACGACUUUACGUUGGUGCCGUCAACCAGUGAAAAGUGAGUUGAGUUUGGAGAGAACUCCUACUUUUAUUUGUUUACAUUGAAAAUCAAUAUCAUGUUUCUUUCAGAUGUCUUCUACCCGAUGUCGAGGACGAGGGACGUUUUGAUUCUCCAGUGAGUAUUUGUUAUUUUGAUGCCUGGCUCCAUUCGGAAUACGACGCAUUUUGCAGAAAGGACAGCGUAACCAGAGGCAUAUGAGCAGGAGCCAAUGUCCUUCGAAGUGCCAAGUGUGUCGGCAUCCGGCCACUGGGUACCACUACGAAGUGCCUUCCUGCAAUGGCUGUAAAACAUUUUUCCGAAGGUCCAUUCUCGACGGAAGGAAGUACUGCUGCCUCAAAAUGAAGAAAUGCAUGAGUGGCGACGAACCAACCGGUAGGUAAACCCUUAUCAAGAGCUGUUCGAGUGUAACAUUUUAAUAGACCUGACGAGGAGAAUGUGCAGAGCGUGUCGCUUCGAGAGUUGCGUCGAAGCCGGCAUGAACCCGUCGGCCAUUCAAGCAGAAGUGAAGAGUUCCGAUGGAGAAGAACUGAAAAAAGAGAUUAUGAUGAAGAGGCAGACUGUCGAGUUGAACACCACUCAAGUUAGAUUGCCUUCCGAAGUUGUAAUACUCCAGAUAACUUCUUCAGAUUGCUUCAAGUUUUGAGGAAAAGGUGAACGGGAUAAUUGAGAAGUUGACAAGGAUUGAGCUCAAAAUAGAGCCGCUCUACACCGGAGGCCUUCCUCCUGGAUUCAAAGUAAGCUUUCACAUAUGGAAACCAGUUGGAGAAUCAAGUUCAGGACACCAGAAGAUUGGAAGACGUGCUGCGUGCUCCCUUGAUUCUCUGCGUUGACGAAAUUCCGAACCCUUCAUAUUGCCCGGUUCCUGUAAACGAAAUAACUGGAGAGUGAGUUUUAAAGUGCAAAACUUUAUUAACAAACUGAUAUUAAUUGUACUUUUAGGACAAGAAUCCAUUCGGCCUGUUUCGUUCACACAUGCCUCCUUGCUAACGUGGAGUAUUCCAAAAUGUUCGAGUUUUGGAGCAAGAUUGACUUUGAAAGCAAACUACGUCUUAUGAAACACGCGACAAUCAUGUGCUCGGAUAUAAUGUCCGCCUUUUUCAAUUACAGUCAACUGAAGUCAGAUAAAUUGACACAUCCGAACGGACAAAUUUCCGGGCCACCUAGAUACAGGUAAGUUUUUCCUAAUGGGCAGUCUAUGAAAGAGAUUUCAGAUAUGGCGAAGCAGGCGCGAAACAUCAAGUGGGAAUGCAGAAAACAUUGGUAUCUCUGCUGAGAAACCAGCUGAACAGGGUCGAAUACUUGCUGCUCAAGGCGAUUGUGCUCUGCAAUCCAGCCGUCUGCGGACUUUCCAUCGACGUUCAGCAAGUGAUCGGCAAGGAAAGAGAGCAGUACGUCCGUUCCCUCCUCGCUUACUGCCUUCUCAGCCACGGAAAUCUGCACGGACCGGCCCGCUUCUCGGCCCUUCUUGCCAUCACGACGGUCCUGGAGAACCAGCAGAAAGCGGCCAAGGACUUCCACCAAUUGGCGAAAGCGACGGUUCUCAAGAACUCCAGCAAGGACUACAUACGAAUAAGUACUCUUUUUGAGCAAAUUAUCGAAUCAUAG